UAUCUUCUGUGUGAAACACAGAGAUUACACGCUCAGUAUCAUUUUUAAAGUUUCUUCCGCAGAAAAAUUAGUACUUUAAUCCACUCAAAUACUGAACAGAAUCCCCGAGAUUCCCCGCUGUCCUUGAAAAGGCUCCAGAAAUGGCAGAAAACACAGUUGAUUCACGGCCGAAGAUGUCCUCUCUUUUUCAUUCAAAAUCAGAACAAAAUGAGUCGAAGCACGACAGCUCAUCAUCUCCGGGCGUGACGGAUCAGGAGAAAGAAGUGGCAGCGAGCGCCUACGACUCGUUCUCGGCGGGGAAGUACGAAGAGUCUCUGAAACAGCUGGAAGCCCUGCAGGAGCUGAACAAAGAGGACUACAAGAUCGCCCUGAACAGAGCCGUGGUGGAGUUCUAUAAGAGCGGUCAGACCACCACAGGGACUCUGAAACAGACUCUGCUGGCCAUGAAGAACCAGGUUCACACGUCGGCAGAGGACGUGGACGGGCUGGACGACGUGGAGAACAGUCUGCUGUACUACAACCAGGCCAUCAUCCACUUUCACAUGAGACAGUACUCUGAGGCCAUCUCCAUAGGGGAGAGGCUCUACCAGUUCCUGGAACCAUUUGAGAAGUUUGCUCAGGCGGUGUGCUUCCUGCUCGUGGAUCUGUACCUGCUCACCUUCCAGCCGGAGAAAGCGCUCCACCUGCUGGCAGUGCUCGACAAACUGUCCGUACAGGGGAGCAGCAAGAACGGCAAAGGAGAGAACAAUUCAAACAAAGAUGGAGCCAAUCAGAAAGCAGAGUUCACAGCCAUGAUCGAGGCAGCCAAAUCAAAGAUGCAUCAGUACAAAGUGAGAGCCUACAUUCAGAUGAAAUCCUCCAAAGCCUGCAAGAGGGAGAUCAAAUCAGUCAUGAACACAGCAGGGAAUUCUGCCCCCUCGCUCUUCCUCAAGAGUAACUUUGAGUACCUGAGAGGAAAUUACCGUAAAGCAGUGAAGCUGCUGAACAGCUCCAACAUCGCAGAGCAUCCAGGACCCAUAAAGACAGGUGAAUGUGUUCGAUGUAUGUUCUGGAACAAUCUGGGCUGCAUUCACUUUGCGAUGGGGAAACACAACCUGGGCAUUUUCUACUUCAAGAAGGCGCUGCAAGAGAACGACCACACCUGUGCACAGCUGGGAGACGGAGGCAACGGGCAAUCCAAGAAGUUCACAGGUAUCCCAAUGUGUGCGCUGCUAGCUAACAAACGCUACGAGCUGCUGUAUAACUGCGGCAUCCAGUUGCUGCACAUCGGCCGGCCUCUAGCAGCGUUCGAGUGUCUGAUGGAGGCCGUGCAGGUUUAUCACUCCAAUCCUCGACUGUGGCUGCGGCUCGCAGAGUGCUGCAUCUCUGCCAACAAGGGGGGCUCCGAGCAGGAGAGUAAAGGGUUACCGUGCAAAAAAGGAAUCGUUCAGUCCAUCGUCGGGCAGGGCUACCAUCGCAAGAUCGUCCUGGCAUCCCAAACGACUCAGAACACCAUCUACAGUGAGGGUCAGUCAGCAGCCAUCCCCGUAGCCAGUAUGGAGUUUGCAGCGAUCUGUCUGAGGAACGCUCUGCUGCUGCUGCCCGAACAUCAGACGCAGGACGCCAAGACAGAGAACGGCUCCAAGAACUCCAGCCAAUCAGGGAGCACGGAGAGCGGCAGUGAGAACAGCGACGCCUGCAGUGGAAAAGGUCAAGAGACAGACAAGUUUCUGUCUGCAGCUCCGUCGUCUCCUCUCAGGAAACAGGAGGUCGAGAACCUACGGUGCUCCAUCCUGGCCUGUAGCACCUACGUCGCGUUAGCGCUCGGAGACAACCUGAUGGCUCUGAACCACGCCGAGAAGCUGCUCCAUCAGACGAAGGUGUCCGGGUCUCUGAAGUUCCUGGGUCACCUGUACGCCGCUGAAGCCCUCAUCUCAUUGGACAGGAUCUCUGAUGCCAUCUCCCACCUGAACCCAGAAAACGUCAGCGAUGUGUCGAUGGGGGUCCUGGCCAGCGAGCAGGACCAAGGGUCGGACAAAGGAGACGAGGCCGUCGAGUCCCCAGGGAAGCAGACCCCUCUGUGUUACCCCAGCAGUGUGACGUCAGCCCGGGCCAUGAUGCUCUUCAACCUGGGCAGCGCCUACUGUCUGAGGAGCGAGUAUGAAAAGGCCCGCAAGUGCCUACAUCAGGCUGCAUCGAUGGUGAACACUAAAGAGAUUCCACCUGAAGCCAUCCUGCUGGGAGUCUACCUAGAGCUACAGAACGGAAACACCCAGCUGGCUCUGCAGAUCAUAAAGAGGAACCAACUGCUGCCCUCAGCGGUUCAAAGGGUCUCUCCAGACUCCAGGAAGAAACCGGUGCAGCCACUUCAGACCGUCCAGCCCAUCCAGCUGCCCUCCUCCUUCACACAGGUGCAACGCAAAUAAACCUCUAAAACCGCCCCCCCCUCUGACCCCCCUGCCCCCCUCUCCCUCACACACACACACCUGCCCCCCCAGGAGUGAUAUUUAUGAAGCUGCUUCCCUCAGAGUCGGCAGUCGUAUGAAAUGCUGAUUGGCCGCUGACUGACGAGCCGCGGCGGCGUCAUGGACUGAGAGCCGCUGACUUUUUAUUUCCUCUGACUUGAGGUGUGACGUCUGUAUGAAAAUAAAUUUUAUUUACUGUAUGAAACACGUUGACUCUUGACUGUGUGUUUGACACAAGAAGCAAUCUGAAGACCUCCCCCUCUGGACUCUGGGAAAAACUGAGGAGCCGUUUAUUUUUCUUUUUACAUUUCAUACACUAAAAGUUUAUCCAUUCAUCGGCUGACUGUACAUAAAGAUGGACGACCUGUCUCCACCUUCUCCCUGUUGCACAAAGAUGAAGCCAAAAUACCCCAAACGGGUGCUGAGUCACAGUGUUGAUGUCCCGUCCCUUCCUGCAACCAAAACAAACGUUUUAACUUCCUGAUAAAAUGUCAAAAGAUCCCUCAGGUGGGUUCAGUGCAGAGCAGAACAGAGUCUCCUGAUGGUGUGAAGCGGACACUCUCCCAGAACUUUCACCAGAGACAGGAAUUCCCGUGGUAAUUUUACACAUUCACUCGCGACAGGGCAGGUUAAUACGAUGUGGUAUAAAACUAUUUAAAACACAAACACACAAAGACAUAAAGUUCAGAACUGUCCAAACGGAGUGUUUUAUUUUGAAAAGACUACACAUCUGAUGGAAGUUGGCCGUCACACUUUACUAAAGUUAAGUUCCUCUUGUGUUAGUGUUUGUUACGUUUGGAAAAAAAAUGUAGUCUGUGUAUUCAAAUUUUAUUUUGUUUAUGACUCAUCUGUCGGUGAGGAGGAGGAGGAGGGGCUUAUGACCCUAUACUACAGCCAGUCAGUGGGUGGAGCUCCAAAUGUUUUGGCUUCACUUAAAGGGAGACGUUGUGUUGUUUAUCUUCUUAUACAGUCUGUGGCUUCAUCAUAAAAAUCAUCUUUGCAUCCCUGACAAUAUGACAAGAUUAUUUUCUUUUAUCAGUUUUGAUUACAAUUUAAAUUAAAUUACUGAUAUGGGAAAUCA
Molecule: messenger RNA, 3525 nt
Organism: Labrus mixtus (cuckoo wrasse)
Lineage: Eukaryota; Metazoa; Chordata; Actinopteri; Labriformes; Labridae
Gene: cnot10
Product: CCR4-NOT transcription complex, subunit 10
Exons: 19
Coding region: 141-2405 (754 amino acids)
Biological process (GO): negative regulation of translation; mRNA catabolic process
Cellular component (GO): CCR4-NOT complex
Molecular function (GO): protein binding
Source: RefSeq, a predicted model, not a curated record